AUGGCGGUGGUGAGCGGGCUGGGGUCCGCGGUCGCCCGGAUGGAGGGCCGAGAGUUCGAGUAUCUGAUGAAGAAACGCUCCGUGACCAUCGGGAGGAACUCUUCCCAGGGCUCGGUGGACGUGAGCAUGGGGCACUCGAGCUUCAUCUCUCGGCGGCACCUGGAGAUCUUCACCACGGGAGAAGGAGGCUCGGGCAGCGGGGAGUUCUACCUCCGGUGUCUGGGCAAGAACGGGGUGUUUGUGGAUGGGGUGUUCCAGAGAAGAGGAGCCCCCCCUCUGCAGCUGCCGGCGGUGUGCUGUUUCCGUUUCCCCAGCACAAGUAUAAAGAUAAAUUUCACUGCCCUGUCCCAUGAGAAGAAGGACUCCAGGAAUGUGCCCGAAUCACCGGUUAAGCCCGUUCAGCCCCAGAUUUCACCCCUCACCAUUAACAUUCCCGACAACAUGGCGCACCUCAUGAGCCCGCUGCCCUCUCCCACAGGCACCAUCAGUGCUGCUAACUCCUGCCCCUCAAGUCCACGCGGGGCAGGCCUGUCUGGCUUCAGGACCGGGAGAGUGUUGGCUGCGGAUCUGAUGGGAGACCACUCUCAUUCUGAGAACGACAAGGACGCGUCUGGGGAGGACUGUCCAAAGGAUGACUCCAAACCUCCAUAUUCAUACGCUCAGCUCAUAGUCCAAGCAAUCACCUUGGCCCCAGACAAGCAGCUCACACUGAAUGGUAUCUACACCCACAUCACCAAGAACUACCCCUAUUACCGGAGCGCAGACAAAGGCUGGCAGAAUUCCAUUCGUCACAACUUGUCUCUGAACCGGUACUUCAUUAAAGUGGCCCGCUCUCAGGAGGAGCCGGGAAAGGGCUCAUUCUGGAGGAUCGACCCGGCCUCCGAGAGCAAACUCAUUGAUCAGGCUUUUAGGAAGAGAAGGCCCCGCGGAGUUCCCUGCUUCAGGACGCCUGUGGGACCACUCUCCUCCAGGAGUGCCCCCGCCUCUCCGAGCCACACUGGGGCGCUGUCGGCUCAUUCCAGUGGAGUCCAAACCCCUGAGAGUUUGUCCCGAGAGGGUUCUCCGGUCCCCAUGGAGCACGAGUCCAUCCCCGCACCAGGCCCCGUCGCUACAGUCUCUACAGUCCAGCCCAAACUGGCCGUCAUCAAAGAGGCUCAUUUUGCACAGAAUUCACCAGGGUCCCCUCUGAACACUCAGCCUGUGUUGAUCGCCGUCCAGAGACCAUUAUCUCAGAACUCUUUGAAGCCUGUCACUUAUGCCGUGGCCACUCCUGCCAUCGUCACCACCACCGGCAGCCCCGCCCCGGUCAUGCAGACCGUGCACGUGGUUCAUCAGAUCCCGGCGGUCACUAUGGCAACCAUGGAACGUCCUCCUGCUGCCGUGAACUCUCAGGCGAAUGGAGGCGGAGAGCAUCAUGAGGUCAAAGUUAAAAUGGAGCCCAUCUCGAUGAGUGCGCCCUCUAUAGGUGGAGUCAGUCGGAUCAUCCAGAGCUCCCAGGCUCCGCCCCUCACCACCGUCACCAUAGUCCAGGCCCCACUGGGACAGCACCAGCUCCCCAUAAAGACUAUAACACAGAACGGGACGCACCUCAUGCCCCUCGGCACAACUACAGCCACAGUGGUGGCUAACCCGCUCCACCUUCUGGCCACACACGCCUCUGCCUCGGCCUCUCUGCCCACCAAGAGGCAGAACGGGGACCUGUCCGAAGAACACGACACCAAGAGGAUCAAAACCGACGACGCCGACGGCUCCACAGACAAAUCCGAAGGCAAAGUCUGCGAACAGAACGGGAACAAGUGA
Molecule: messenger RNA, 1800 nt
Organism: Knipowitschia caucasica
Lineage: Eukaryota; Metazoa; Chordata; Actinopteri; Gobiiformes; Gobiidae
Source: the annotation of a GenBank genome assembly